AGAUGAAAGCUUGAAAGGCUGACUUUUACGCAUCGGUCAGGAGGAGCGAUGUAUAAUUGCUGCAAAAAAAAAAAAAAAAAAUUAGCAGCGUAUAAUUUCGCUUGUUUCUUCGCCCUUUCUGCAUUCUUCGCCUCGCCUGGACGCAGGUUGCCAACCCGCCGGCGGCUCUGGAGCAGACGAGAAGCGUAAUCUAUCGGUAUUAGAGUUUUGCUCUCAAUCGAUAAUUCAUCGAGAGAAUUGAACACGAUGGCUGAAGAAUCCCAGCAGCCGAUCAGGCUGAUGAAUUUUGUAUCCGAAGAUCAAUUGGCUGAAUCUAAAAGAACAAGGGGUGAAAGACUUGAAGACGGCACUGCCCAAAGGGAUAGACCCCUCUACGAGAUUCUAAAGGAGAAUAAGGACAAGCGGGAUGCGGAAUUUAAUGAACGGUUCAAACAUAGACCGCCUAAAGCUUUAGAUGAAGAUGAGACUGAGUUUCUUGAUAAAUUGGAAAUGACUAGGAGAGAAUAUGAACAGCAAGUGGCAAAUGACGAAGCUGAACAAAUCCGGAGUUUUCAAGCAGCAGUGGCAGCACAGUCCAACAUUGUUCAUGAACUUAAGGAAGCAGCAUCUCGUCCUGUUUUUCAGGAAGAAAAGCCUACUGGAAAGAAGAAUGCAGCAUCUCGGCCAUUAGGCAUGAUUAUAAAAGUCAAGCCCCAAGCUAAAAAGGCCCGGGUAGAUUCAGGAAAUGCAGAAGAAGCUUCAAAAGUAGGCACUGACAAGCAUGAAUCUUUGGAGCCAGCGCAAUCAUUGAAUGGAGAAGCUGCAGAGUCUUGUGAGGUUGCCCCAUCUGGGCUUGUUUCGUAUAGCGACGAAAGCGAUGAUGAUAACGAGUAGUGGUGGUAUUUUUGUUUCCAAGUACUUACGUUUUUUCAACUUGUUUUUUCAUGUGGUAUAAAUGCCUUUUCUGCCCAAUACCCACGCGUGUCGAGGCUUUUGAUGUAAACAGUUAUAUCCUGUGAGUUGGCUUCCCUGACGAGGUGCAGGAUCUACGGUCCAGAUUUAUUUUUUUAUUUUUUA
This is a messenger RNA of Prosopis cineraria, 1056 nucleotides long. RefSeq lists its product as uncharacterized. The transcript is spliced from 7 exons. The record is from RefSeq and is a predicted model, not a curated record. Gene Ontology annotation, cellular component: nucleus. NCBI's taxonomy places the organism in Eukaryota, Viridiplantae, Streptophyta, Magnoliopsida, Fabales, Fabaceae. Bases 247 to 873 code for a protein of 208 amino acids.